Megalopta genalis is the source of this 10816-nucleotide messenger RNA. RefSeq names its product Eph receptor tyrosine kinase (gene Eph). Gene Ontology annotation, cellular component: dendrite; plasma membrane. The record is from RefSeq and is a predicted model, not a curated record. Gene Ontology annotation, molecular function: protein binding; transmembrane-ephrin receptor activity; ATP binding. NCBI's taxonomy places the organism in Eukaryota, Metazoa, Arthropoda, Insecta, Hymenoptera, Halictidae. Gene Ontology annotation, biological process: protein phosphorylation; ephrin receptor signaling pathway; axon guidance.
CGUUAGCGUCAUUAUUAUUUACAGGCGGAUAAGUUCCGAGGACCGAUCCGCCGCGAUCGUCGGCGGCAGGGAAGGAUCGAGAGGAGCUGGUGGUGGCCGAGACCGGCGUGCCGUCGUCGGAGGACGAAAAAUCGACGACAGGAGCGGGAGAGCAGGACAGGAUCGAGGAAAAUGGACGGUGAGGGUGCAGCCCCGGUGGCGGCGCUGGUGUAACACGGCCGAAUAGCGGUACGGUGAAACCAGCCGAGCAAGCUGCUCGGCUCGCCUCGGCUCGCCACUCGCCGCUUCAGUUCGUGUCCUCUCGCUGCACACGACGGACGUGUUCGAGCUCGGUGUCGCGCGUCUCGCGUUCUCUGUACCGCGAGCAAGAGAGACAGACAGACAGACCUGAACGAAGAUAGAACAACAGAGGAGAAGAGGAGAGAACUAUAUAUCUCGGCGAGAACCUCUCGGUGGUGGUCGAACUAGCCUCUAACACCACGAGCCGCCUUCUAUUCGGUGGUUCCCGCGUGCGCGAAAACCCAGAAACUGUGCCGCGUCGAUUCGAACGGCGAGAAGCCAAUCGAGUGAAACAGAUUGAUAAAAACGUACCGAAGGGACGCGUGUCUCGCGAAAACGACGCACGAGGUCGUAGUAGUGUUCCCCGGCCGGUCUGCGAUCGAGUUUCGUUUCAGUGACUUGUGUACAACGAGAGAGAAAGAUAGAUAGAUAGAGAUAUAGGUGUAUAGGGAGGAAGAGAGAUAGAGGUAGAGAUAUAGCUAGAAAGAGAGAGAGAAAGAGAGAGGUUGAAUAGUAGAAAAGUGGUGAACCAAGUGCGGGAAUCUGCAUCGUGCCUAGGAUCCACGCCGCGGCGCGAUACCGUUCCCGAUAAUCGAGCGAUCGAUUCGGAGGAACGCUCUCGGUGAAUCUUGUCCGCCGAGAAAGGGACCGACGGUGGGAACGAAACCGAGGGAGAGGAAUAAAGAGAGCUACACAGACGAAAGAGAGAAAGCGUGCAUAGCCGUCGCAGGCCGCGGUGCACCGUCCUCCGUCCACCUUUCGCGUUGCCGCGAGUGCACGGGAUAAAAUGGCGCUUGCUUUCCUCCGUGUGCCUCUAUCGACCGUGACAAACAAUCCGACGACGGAUUCGCGUCGACGCCACUCGCCGCGACGUUUUUAAGCGGCUGAACAUUUUUCGCGGCACCGUUUUCCCCCCAUUUUCACACCGCCUCACCACCGACCAUCCCUCCUACCCUCUCUCGUCUCCCGCACCCCCUCUCGUCUGCUACCCGUUGUUUCCAUCGUUUGCUGCUGCCGUUCUUUUUGUCCGCGAAUCGAAGCACCGCGACACGCACACAAACCCACCUACACAACGCGACACACCGGAACGGUUCGCUAGGAACGCGUCCCGCGUACGUGCAACAAACACACACACGCGUACACACGGGCGCAUUUGGAUCGGAGGUACAACGGUCGAAGAAACAAGAAUUUUGUGUGCUUCUCGUCUCCCCUUCGCGCACAGUGGAGUGGAAUUUUCGGAGCUGGAAACGCGCGUCGAAUCGGAUUGGAGUUCCAGGAAGGCGGACCAGUUACCGGACAGACGAGGCAGCCGGUGGAGUCGUCGCGCGUCUGCGAGAAAUUCAGGCUUCGACGGAGGCUUGCGCGGGAGGAAACAGCGCCGCUCCCGCCUGAAAGAGCGAAAGGGGUGAGAACGGGAGAGAACGACGGCGAAAGAGGGAGAGCGCGAGGAUCACGGCGACAGAGCGGGAGGAAAUGCGACGAAUCUCGGCUCGUCAUUAAGGGAGAAGCAGCAACCCUUUGUAGGUGAAACGUCGGGGGAAAAAUCGAACUUGUUUCCGACAGGCUGUGUGCAUCGUCGUCGCGCGACUGUUUCCGGUUACAGGCGACGCGUCGAUGCAACGAGGAGGACGACCGAGCCGGGGCCUGAUCGCACGACGUCCGCAGCAGACUACGAGCAAGCAUUUCCGCGGGACCGAGAGACGCCUCGCCCGGCCUAAUCGAUGUUAGAUGGAAUAAGGCCCUUCGGUAACCGAAAUCGUUCUCUCCGUACGAUAAGAAGCAAACUCGCGUCCACCACGCGAGAGAUCAUCCGACUCCUCCAUCCUGCCUAGACUCGUGGCAGGCGUCGUAGAGCAGAGAGGGUUGGCGAGGCUCGCGCGCGGAAAGCCAGCCGGAGCCAGGCAACUAUUCUAGGGGGCAAGAAGCGCCGUUGGUUCAGCUUCCGGAAGGGUCUCGCGACCUGGAGCAGGAGCAGGAGGAAGAGGAGGUGGCAGGAGGUGCGGGAGGAGGCGGAGGAGGAGGAGGCGGUGGUAGCGUUGAAGCUGGAGGAGUCGGGAAGCGACGAGAGUGGUUGCGCGUCGUCGUCGUCGCGUGACGUGCGGAAAGAGCAGACGAACCGUGGAGGAGGCAUGAGGAGGAGAGAGUGACGACGCUGCCGGUGCUGCAGCCUCGCACAGAUCGUGAGAGGACCGGCGGCCCCACGGUGGGGCUGCGAUAAGAAUGGCCCCCUUCAAUAUGGCGGGCGUAGCAGGCCUUCUAGCCACCUGCGCCGCCGCUGCUGCUUCCGCUGCCCACCUUCUGCCGUUGCUGCUGUUGCUGAUCUGCCCGCGAGGGACCCACGCCGAACAAGUUGUACUCUUGGACACGACACAGGAGGAGAAGCUCGAGUGGACAAAGUACCCGUUCGGGUCGCAAGUGAGCACCCCAGGGUGGGUGGAAGAGUCGUUCACGAACUUCGACAAGGGCAUCAAUUGGCGGAGCUACGUUGUCUGCGACGUUGCGUACAACAACGUGAACAAUUGGCUGUGGACGCCGUUCGUCGAGAGGGGUCCGGCGAACCGCAUGUACGUAGAAAUCAAAUUCACGAUCCGUGACUGCUCGAUGUUCCCCGGAACCGCGCGCAGCUGCAAGGAGACCUUCAGCCUGCUCUACUACGAGUUCGACGUCGCCACCAAGGAGACGCCGCCCUGGGAGACAGACAGCUACAAGUUGAUCGGACGCAUCGCCGCCGGCGAGGGGAGGUUCAACACGAACGCCGAGGUGGUGAUCAACACGGAGGUGAAGUCGAUCCCGGUGACCAAGAAGGGCGUGUACUUCGCGUUCCGCGACCAGGGCGCCUGCAUCUCGAUCCUCGCGAUCAAGGUAUACUACAUCAGCUGCCCGGAGAUCUCGAUGAACUUCGCCCACUUCCCGGCGACCCCGACCGGUCGCGAGGUCGCGCUGAUCGAGCAGACGAUCGGCACCUGCGUGGACAACGCGGUGGUCAUCGAGCAGCCCACCUUCCUCUGCAAGGGAGACGGCAAAUGGUACCUGCCGAACGGCGGCUGCCACUGCAAGCCCGGCUACCACGCCGACGUCGAGAAACAGGAGUGCACCGAGUGCCCGGUCGGCAAGUUCAAGUACGAGGCGGGAUCGCACAGCUGCGAGCUGUGCCCGGCGCACAGCAAGUCCUCCGCCCUCGGGUUCACCGAGUGCCGGUGCAACCCUGGAUACUUCAGGGCGGAGAAGGACCCCAAGAACAUGCCCUGCACGCAACCACCGACAGCGCCGCAGAACCUCACGGUGAACUUUGUCGACCAGUCCACCGUCAUCCUCUCCUGGAACGCGCCUCAUAUGCUGGGCGGCAGGACCGACACCACCUACAGGGUGGUCUGCGACGCCUGCAGCAUGGGCGUCAAGUACAUUCCCAGCACCCAGGACGUCUUCAACGACACGAAGAUCACGAUCACCGGCUUGAACGCGGUGACCACCUAUCGGUUCCAAGUGUUCGCUGAGAACGGCGUGUCGACGCUGGCAGGCAAGUCGGAGUACGUGGACAUCACCGUGACCACCGAGGCCAGCGUGCCCAGCCUCGUGAGCAACGUCCGCAUCACCAGCGUCAAGAGCUCCGAGCUCAGCAUCAGCUGGGACGCUCCCAUAGCCGAGAUAAGCGGAGACAGCGACCUGGUCGAGCGAUACGAAGUGAGGUGUUAUCCGCGGUACGACGACGCUACCAACGCUACCGUCGUCCAAACCUCGGACCUCUCCGCGACGUUCAAGGGCCUGAAACCGUCGACGGAUUACGCGAUCCAAGUGCGGGCGAAAACGACCAGAGGCUGGGGCGAGUACACCCCGGUGGUGUUCAAAAAGACGCCGCACGCCAUGGGUCUAGAUUACGUGGGCGAGGACGACAACAUGCAAGUGAGGAUCAUAGCGGGCGCGAUCGUGGCCGUGGUGGUUCUGCUGGUGAUCAUCAUCAUUAUGACAGUUCUGAUACUGAGAAGCAGGGCCUCGGACGAGUGCAACAAGAAACAGCCGAGCGACUGCGAUACCUUGGAGUACAGGAACGGCGAAGGACUAGUUGUGACCUACAUGCACUGCAAAAUGGACAGUUCACCGAUUGUGACAACCCACACCAACAACAAGAGCAAGUCCUCGCUGACCACGCCGCUGUUCACACCUGCAGUGGGGGUCGCUGCCGCAGGUGCUGGAGGCGCCGGUGGUGCGAGCGCGAGGAGUUACGUCGAUCCUCACACCUACGAGGACCCGAACCAGGCCGUAAGGGAGUUCGCCCGUGAGAUCGACGCUGGAUACAUCACGAUAGAAGCCAUCAUUGGUGGCGGCGAAUUCGGCGACGUGUGUCGAGGAAAGCUGAAGCUGCCGCCGGACGGUCGGACGGAGAUCGACGUUGCCAUCAAGACCCUGAAGCCGGGCUCCGCGGACAAGGCUCGCAACGACUUCCUCACCGAGGCCUCGAUCAUGGGCCAGUUCGAGCACCCGAACGUGAUAUUCCUCCAGGGGGUCGUGACCAAGAGCAACCCGGUGAUGAUCAUCACCGAGUUCAUGGAGAACGGCAGCCUGGACACCUUCCUGCGCGCGAACGACGGCAAGUUCCAGGUGCUCCAGCUGGUCGGCAUGCUGCGCGGCAUCGCCAGCGGCAUGCAGUACCUCGCGGAGAUGAACUACGUGCACCGGGACCUCGCGGCGAGGAACGUCCUCGUGAACGCCGCCCUCGUGUGCAAGAUCGCGGACUUUGGACUGAGCAGGGAAAUCGAGAGCGCCACGGAGGGAGCAUACACGACCAGGGGAGGAAAGAUUCCGGUGCGAUGGACAGCUCCUGAGGCGAUAGCGUUCCGGAAGUUCACGAGCGCGUCGGACGUGUGGAGCAUGGGGAUCGUGUGUUGGGAGGUGAUGUCGUACGGCGAGAGGCCGUACUGGAAUUGGUCGAACCAGGACGUGAUCAAGUCGAUCGAGAAAGGCUACAGGCUUCCAGCGCCGAUGGACUGUCCGGAGGCGAUCUACCAGCUGAUGCUCGACUGCUGGCAGAAGGAACGGACUCAUCGCCCGACCUUCGCCAACCUUACCCAGACCUUGGACAAGCUGAUCCGGAGCCCGGAGACGCUCAGGAAAAUCGCCCAGAACAGAAUCAGGGAAAGGGGUGCUCCACCCCCACCCCCACCCGCCUCGUCGACAUCCUCCAACGUGCAUUUGAGGAAAAGGAGCACCAAUCCACUGGCGCCGGACGCGGUGGAUUUGACGCAGCUGACCUCGGUCGGCGAAUGGCUGGCCUCGAUCAAGAUGUCCCGGUACGCGGACAGUUUCGAGAGGUCCGGCGUGACGACCUUGGAAGCGGCGGCCCGCGUGACCGUGCAGGAGCUGACGGCGCUCGGCGUGACGCUGGUGGGACACCAGAAGAAGAUCAUGAACAGCGUGACCGCGCUGCGGGCGCAGAUGUCUGCCACCUCGCAGGGCUUUCUCGUGUAACCGCGCGCGCGCGCGCUCGACAACGCUCGAAAACGAACCGCACUUGUCGGCAGCCGCGCUCGUCGCGUCGGUCCUCGAGGAUCGACGGAGCCGGGCGUCGUCGGCUUCGACGUCGGCGUCCCGUCGGCGCGAUCCUUCUCGAGGUUCCAUCGAGGGACGACGGUCCGAGCGGCGACACCAUCCUAGUCAGGACGACAGGCGUUCCAGCGCCGCGAGUACCACGAGCAACCGGAGAACCCCGAAGUACCCCGAAGAAACCCCGAACAAGCACAUUCCACCGGCCCACCGCGGAGAGAGCCCGCGAGAGAGACCAGUCUCUCCCCCCGAAGGCGGGCAAUCGUUUUGUCCGUCGUCGGUCCCCCGCGACAAGAACUCGUCCGCGAGACGGAGCCAGGAGGAGCCUGACGCUCCAGAACCGCCGAUCUCGAUCGGAAAUCGCGACGCGCCCCGUGACGGGAUCAAUCCGUAGAUAAUGUAUGUAACGCGCGCAGGCCUAACGAAUUCGAGUCGGCCGCGGCGACUUUCUCCCUCCUCUUCCUAGAGCAACGGUGUCCCGGAGAACCGGCCCCUUCAGCGAAGGGACACCGGAACUGCCGCCGUCUGAUCACUGCCGUAAAACGUUUACACGCACUCGCGAUGCUCCGCUCGACGCGACCGGAGGCUACCCGCCGAGAACAGAGCGCGUCGAAUAACUUAACGAACAAAUAACGUUCGUCGUCGAGUCGCGCUUCGACGCCGCGAAUUCACCGAACCUCUGCUGUCGCGCCGACGCGGCAGAGACGAGCGCGCGAAGAGCUAAUCUUUCUCCUCGACGACGGACCUUUCUGUUUUGUACGUUCUUCACCGAACCCCACUCCCCCCUGUUUCCGUGCCACGUAAACCCGGCGCUGGCGAGGUGGCUGAAUCUAAACGAGACACGAGAGCAGACUCCGCUUCGACGAUGCAACGCGUUACAUAAAACUCUCCAUAUAUUUUCAAUCGAUGUUAGAUCGCGUAUCAUUCAAUUAAGUCCCGCCACUGCCUCCGUUUCGGCACGACUCACUGCCACGCGAUACGUUCUCUCAAAUUUAUAGUCAAUUCAAAACAUCACACCGGGGUCUUCGGCUCGCCCACCUUGCUAACGCUGGGAUAAAAGCAAACCGAUCCACGUUCCGCGCGGCGUUCCCGUUCGCGUCGGACGGCGAAUCGAGCCACGAACAAACACGAUCGUCCAACGUUUGCAGACCAUCCCGCGAACCGACGGCCUAACAAAACUCUGUCCACGCGCCGAUCCUGGAUCCUCCGGUUCGCCCGAACACCGCGAAUCGUUGCAGCAACCUGGCCGAACCAGCGCGAUUCCCCGUUUCGAAGCUGUCCAGCUUUCGAUUGAAAUCGUUGAUUUGUAUGUUUUGUUGAAGCGCGUCGAACAACGCGCGCACGCUGUUCGACCGAGACGCGUCGCGGCGAAUGGCGAACGGCUUGCGAUCGUCGGUGAACACGCGCCGCUGCCGAUCGUACUAUUUAUUUAUACGACAAUUUACGAGGAACGGAUGAGUCUUGUAAAGAGGAGGAACGCGGUUCCGAAACUUGCCGCAGCCGCCUCGCGAGAAACGGCGCUAACGUCGGAGAAUCGGAGGACAGGAGCGAGCCUAACGCGGCGUUCGGCAACGUCCUGUGCAACAACGAAUCUUUCAUCCUUUAUACAGCGAUAGCGGCGGAUCGGUCGCGCGACGAUCGACGAAACGAGGCGUGUUGCCGUCACUUAACUUUAUUGUACGCGAGUCGCGCGUAUGUACCUGUUCGAGGAAGCGAGCGAGAGAGUAACGAAACACAUGUGCCAAUGAAGCGAGCCGAGGGAAAGUAUAGAGAAAGUAUAUUCGAAAGUGUGCAACGAUUAUUGCUAGGGUCCGGAGAAGAAACCAAUGGUACGAGGAAAUCAGUCGUCGAACGUGUCCCUCGGCAACGUGAACAUAUCAAGGCGUAUGGAGAGAGAGAGAGAGAGAGAGAGAGAGAGAGAGAGAGAGAGAGAGAGAGAGAGGAGAAACGAAUCGAGGGCUCGGACAACGAGAAGCCGAGGGACGACGAGAACCGACGAGACCGGUUCCGGCGAUUGCUAGAUUUUUCUUUCGUUUCGAGGCUCGUUUCGUCGCGGCGGAUGGUCUGCAGCUCGUUGAAGUCGCGUUCGCUGAUUUUAAAGACUGCGCUCCCCCGGUCCUAAUUAGGCCUCCGGAGACACCCGUGUCGAAAGACGAACGACGCUUUGUCGGGAGCUCGAGCGGUAGAGCGAUCGAAGACCCUUCCGAGCGAGUCCGCAGGGCCACGGGCAAUUUUAAUUCUUAAUUUAACGAAUUACGAUAUAGAAAUAUAGUUGACGGGAUCCGAGGCGCCGAUCGAUACCCGAGGAACCCGGUGUUUCGGCCUGCGCGUCGAACGGGACGGAUAUCAAUGGGCGAGAGAGCGGUCCGCCGGUCUUCCUCGGAUCGGUGGAUCGGCGCGUCGAGAUCUCUCGAAGAUUAGAAUGAUUCGUACUCGAGGUCGUUCCGUUCGCGUUCGGAUAAUGCGAUGGAAGGUCCUGGAGGGUCGCGGGUCCUCGAUGCGACCGCGAGCCCUCUCGGUUUAAAGGGAGGAGGAACGAGGAAACCCGGACAGAGCUGCCGGAUCAGAAACGAAAGAGAGAAAGAAAAAGAGACGGCGACGAUUUAAGAAGCAAUAAGCGAAUACACGCAAAUGCAGAUUUUUAUAUAGAGAAUGUUAACAAAUUUCAGAAAGAUAUUAAUUAUCGAUAGCGCUAUCUUCCUAAAUGUUCGUAUUCAAAUGAAAAUGGGGAAAAAGUUAACGAGAGGGCGAGGUGUACAGCGUGCGAGGGUGGACGCCACGAGCGACGCGCGACACUAUGGCAGGUGUAUGUCCCAGCCGAGAACGUAUAGAGAACCAACCGCGUCCGAAAAGGAAACGAACCCGUCGACGGCCGAAUCAAACGAAAACGAGUAAAAGCAAACGGAAAGUGUGCGUGCGUGCGUGCGUGUGUGUGUGUGCGUGCAUGCGUGUAGCUUUCGUUUCGCUCGGCCGGGGGGAAGCCCGCCGCCAGCAAACGCCGCCAAACUCAACGGAAAAGGUUUUAAAGAACUCUUUCAAGCUGUAACUAUUUGUGUCUAGCGACGAAACCUGCGAGUGCGACCUGAAGUUUUGAGAAUGUCGAUAGUUUCAGCGGAUUUAAUAUUUAGAUUUCAUAGAUCUCUAUCGAUAUUACACACGAUCGUAGGCACGAAACGAGCAGAUGAUAAUUAGUUAGAGCGUAAAGGAUAUCUUAUUAGAGAGAGAGAGAGAGAGAGACCUUUUCGAUUUUCACUUUUUAAGUCUUUCGAGUCUCGAGUCGGUCCGAGAACGGGCUGAACCCACCCCCGCCCUCCUUCUCCCGUCCCGAUCUAUGCUAAUCACCUCUGUUUCCCAUCGUCUCCUCCUUCUUUUUCCUCCUCUUCUUCUUCUUCUUCUUCUUCUUCUUCCUCGUCCUCUUCAUCAUCAUUAUCAUCAUCCUCAUCAUCAUCAUCAUCAUCAUCAUCAUUAUUUUAUUCUUCUUCGCCCUACACUUUCAAAGCUUUUGAUAGUACUUCGUGUCGGUGUAUUUACGUUGUAUCUUUCUCUCUUCCUCUGCCUCUCCUUCUCCCUUUCCGACAACGAGACGCGAGGAGAGCCCACUUUUAAUAUUCCGGAGACGGGGAUCCGAGAUUAGAAAUGGAAGAGCGAUAGAAAAAUAGAAAUGUAUCCAUUAACGUAAAUCAAAAUUCUUCUCGGCCGUUGCGCGGACGAAUCUUUCGUUGGCCCCCUCGCCAACGUUGACCCCUGCCAUCGUUGUCUGUCCCAUUGGUUCGCUUAUCUGCCCGCCCCCAUUACUUGUUGUUUCAUCAUUUGCCGUUAUUACCGUCAAUUGCAGUAUUCUCGCCUAAUAAUCGGUUGCUCUUUCCAUCGAGGGAACGCAGCGAAACGAAAGGGAGAAAUUCAACGGAGUAUCCCUCCUAUUACUGAAACGAAGCCUGAGAAACCACACCGACCACCCCACAGCCCCUCUCUUUUUUUUUGUUUUACUUAAUAACAUUUUACUCGAUUAACACAUUUUCUGUACUACUAUUUAUUAAAAAGCAAAGAAAGCCUUAUUUAUUGUUUAGAGAUCUGACUAAAUUAAAGCGAACGUUUGAAUUGUCGUAGGUUUAUCUAUUUACCUUUGCUAGAAUCGUGCGAACGGGGACGAGAGAAAGAAAGAAAGAAAGAAAGAAAAUAAAGUGAGAGAGAGAGAGAGAGAGAGAAAGAGUGAACAUGCAGUUAUUUCCUUACCGCGGAGGUUUUUCGAGAAGCUCGGUUCCGUCGUAAAGAACAAAAAAGAAAAAUCGUGAAACCUGGAAACAGAUUCCGGAGCAGCACCCAGCAACAUAGAAAUACGAUCGUCGAGUCUCCGAGCAGCUCUAUGUUCUUUAUCGAUUAGUUAAGCGAUUAUCAUUUUUCUUUUUUCUUCUCUGUGAGCGACCUACGUGGCGCAUCGUUUCAUUCUCCCUCCGAUUUUGUUUUUCUUUUUGUUUCCGUUUCUACUGCUACCAACCGGUCUUUUUACAGCGAACUUUAUCAAUGUACCUGCUUCGAAAAAAACGAAAAAGCAUAUGAAAGAAGUUUUUAAAAAAGAGUAAAAACAAGAGAAACGAAAAAUGUAAAAGUAAAUGGAACUGUUAUAUCGAGAAUUCGCGAGAAGACAAAGCACACAGGUACCGUCCCGUAUAUAUUAUAAAUAGCUCGCAUUCAUAACUAUCACACGUACACGCAUCAUAAUUUAUGUAUACUCGUCGAACUGAGUUUUCACAAGCAGAUUGGUUCAGCGAAAUCGCCACCGUGUGUCCUCGAUUCAUUGUAAGAAAAGUAUGUGCGAAAACGAAUAAAAAAAAAAAUAUAAAGAAAAGACAAUGCGACAACAAAGCGCAACAGAUGCAAUAAGAGAGUUAAUGUCGACAAAUUUUGGAAUGUGUCUAAAAACAUUUUUCCUAUGGUGUUGUCAAGACGAUGUUGAAUGUAAAUAAGAUAUAAUAAAUAAUAUACCUUAUACGAUGUAAUA